Messenger RNA from Glycine soja, 3183 nucleotides. RefSeq names its product putative pumilio homolog 7, chloroplastic. Gene Ontology annotation, cellular component: cytoplasm. Bases 393 to 2684 code for a protein of 763 amino acids. The record is from RefSeq and is a predicted model, not a curated record. Gene Ontology annotation, molecular function: mRNA binding. NCBI's taxonomy places the organism in Eukaryota, Viridiplantae, Streptophyta, Magnoliopsida, Fabales, Fabaceae. The transcript has 5 exons. Gene Ontology annotation, biological process: post-transcriptional regulation of gene expression.
AAUUUGAAGGGAAAAUAGAAAGUUUAGAGCGACUCUUCUUGUUCUGCAAGUUUAAUGGCGUGAGAGAGUGUGUAGAGUACACCUACGGUUCGGUUCGGUUCGGUUCCCAGAAACCGUAUGAGAAUGUUGAAUCUUUGCAUGCUUCACCAACUCCUCUCAAAUUAAAACCCAAUAACCCAGAUAGAUAGAUAGAUGUAUGUGAUCUUGUUGUUUUUUCUUUUUCAAAUGCUAAUGCGAUUGUGAGUCCCUUCAUUUGAUUGUUCAACAAAGUCCUCCACUACCCUACCCACACGACGUCGUCUCGUUCUUAAUGGGUUAAUUUUCUUUUUCCGUUCUGAUUCUUCUGGGGCUCCACUGAGUGAGUGUGUUAGUUUUGUUUUUGUUUUGAAAAAAUGGCGAGAGAGACGAUAGACAAAGUGAGAGACCAUGGGGAACUGGAGGAGGAGCUAGAAUUGUUGCUGGAUGAGAUCCCUCACGCCACAUCACACAAUCUCCUUCGCCACCAUCAUCAUCAUCAUCAUCAUCAUCAUGGUGAUGACGACGAUGCCGUUUUCGUAACGAAACAGACACACCAUGGUCACGCUCAUGCUCAUGGUAUGUAUUACGAUGAUGACUUCAAAUCCCCUAUGAGUGGGUUUUCUCUGCAAUCUGACGGUUCUUCUUCGAGUUUGUUCUCGUCAUCGCCUCCGCCUUUCGAGGACCUCAAAUCCACCGUGGCUUCUAGAAGCUUCGAUUCUAAGAUCCCUGAUUUCACUGUGAAGAAGCUCAAUGAGUCUGAGAGGUUGGUUCAUGAACUAGGCCUCUGCGCCGAUUUCACUAAAAUGCACAUUGCUGAUAAUAACAAUAAUAAUAAUAAUAAUAGACGCCAUAAUCAGAAUGUGCUUCCGUUUCGUGAUUUUGUCAAUCAUGUUGGCGGUGGCGGCGGUGGUGGGGACUGUAACGGUUUUGAGAAAGGGUUUAGUGAUUCUGUGGGGUUUCAUUCCCCUUUAACUACUAGGACAAGGAGUUCUAUCACUCAUGCUGCUGAAAUUAACACAGCAUUGCCAGGAUUGACUCAGGACUAUAAAAUGCCUAAUUUAUUUGGAUCGUCGCAGCAGCCGUGUGCCAGAUGGUGUGAACGUGACGGUAUGGUGGUCUCUCGAUUGAAUGGAUUCAGUGCUGGUUCAGUGGUUUCUCCUAGGCACCGCCUGAUGAACGACUACCAUUGUAGGGGAGGAACCAUGGUGCCGGAGCUUGUUGGUUCCUUGAGCUGGAAUCCAGCGUUUGAUGCUUCGCUUUAUGCGCAGAAAUAUGGAAUGAGUUUAUUCGAAGAAAGGGGGGUGUCAAGAUUGCCUAGCAAUUCUUCUUUUUGUACUAAUUUUAAGCCUUGUAUGAGUGUUCAGGAGUUGCUGCAGUAUGGCCUUUCUCAGCCUAAUAAUCCUAAUGCAAGAAGUGUGCCACUUUCGAAUGCUAGGACUAGGAUCCCCCAAGGAAAUCUAGAUGCUAUUACAAGUGAGGGGAGUUUCAUUAUACAAGGGGAAGGUUUAAAUUAUUUAGGGGUUAGUAGGGGUUCGGAUCCUCUAAGGUGUCAGCGUGAUGUGCAGCACAAAAGUGGCUUUGCUAAGCAGCAGCUACACAGGUCAGAGCUAGACAUCCGACACCAGGUUUUAGGAUAUGAAAAUCCUAGGAGUCCAAGGAACGCUUGCUCAUUCCCUUUGCUACCCAAGUAUAAUUCCCUAGCAGAAGCUCGAGGGUUGAUAUAUUUAAUAGCCAAAGAUCAGCAUGGCUGUAGAUUCCUGCAAAGAAUAUUUGACGAGGGUACACCGGAGGAUGUUCAAGUGAUAUUUAAUGAGAUAAUUGAUCAUGUUGCGGAACUUAUGAUGAAUCCUUUUGGCAAUUACCUAAUGCAGAAGUUGUUGGAUGUCUGUGAUGAAAAACAGAGAAUGCAGAUCAUACUCAUGGUGACCGAGGAGCCAGGGCAGCUUGUCAGAAUUUCGUUAAACAUUCACGGCACUCGUGUGGUACAGAAGCUGAUUGAGACUCUCAAAACUAGGCAGCAAAUUUCAUUAGUUGUAGCAGCUCUUGAACCAGGAUUCUUGGCCCUCAUCAAAGAUCUUAAUGGAAAUCAUGUGGUUCAGCACUGUUUACAAUGCCUAAGCAAUGAAGAUAACAAAUUCAUAUUUGUUGCUGCUGCAAAGUAUUGUGUUGACAUUGCAACUCAUCAACAUGGAUGUUGUGUUCUGCAAAGAUGCAUUGGUCAUUCUAGAGGGGAGCACAGAGAAAAACUGGUUGAAGAAAUAUCUGCUAAUGCACUUCUGCUAGCUCAAGAUCAAUUUGGAAAUUAUGUUGUUCAAUUUAUCUUGGACUUGAGGAUUCCUUCGGCCACUGCAACUUUAAGCUUGCAAUUUGAGCGUAAAUAUGUGCACCUGUCAAUGCAGAAGUUCGGCAGCCAUGUUGUUGAAAAAUGUCUUGCAGUAUUCAAUGAUGAGAAUCAAUCUAGAGUCAUUCAUGAACUGCUCUCUGCUCCUCACUUCGAACAGUUGCUUCAAGAUCCACAUGCAAAUUAUGUUAUUCAAUCAGCUCUUCGACAUUCUGAGGGCCAUGUGCAUAAUUUACUAGUCGAAGCCAUUGAGUCCCACAAAGCAAUUUCACGGAAUAGCCCAUAUUCCAAGAAGAUUUUCUCGCAGAAGCUUUUGAAGAAAUGAUGUAUAAUAUUCGCUCCUUAGCAAGAACUGUUAUUGUUCUGCAUUAAAAAUCAUUUUGGAGUUUACUACUGAACAAAUGCGUUGCGUGGUUAUUUAACUGUAAGUUGGGAUGCUAAUAACCAUACAAAGGAGUCAAUCUGUUUAGACUUGUUUAUCCUUCUGCUCAGCUAAUAUUUAAAAAAAAAAAAAAAGAAAAGUAGGGAAAAAGAAAGAGCAGACAAUUUUGCUCACAUUUAAAAUUUACUUUUGAAUGUACUAUUAUGUUGUCUUGUAUCUCAACUUCAUGAUAUUAUUAUCAUCCUGUUAAUUAUGGCAUUCUCACUGGCUGAGAAUGUACAGUGUAUAUUGUUUAGGACGAUUUGGUGUUACUGUAAAAUACUACGAGGAAUCUCUCAGAAUAAGUUUCCUUUGUCUUGUGCAAGGGAAUGAAUGACGCCAGUUGUUUAAUUGUAUUUACAAUUAUUAUAUUAUAAAUUCCCUGUUAUUAAUUUUAGAACCU